Molecule: messenger RNA, 2273 nt
Organism: Solanum pennellii
Lineage: Eukaryota; Viridiplantae; Streptophyta; Magnoliopsida; Solanales; Solanaceae
Product: importin subunit alpha
Exons: 12
Coding region: 228-1892 (554 amino acids)
Biological process (GO): NLS-bearing protein import into nucleus
Cellular component (GO): cytoplasm; nucleus
Molecular function (GO): nuclear import signal receptor activity; protein binding
Source: RefSeq, a predicted model, not a curated record
AAGGCUACUUUCCAAAAGCAGAAUGGUGGUUGAAACAAUUUUUUUUUCUUUUCUUUUUAGAAACAAUCCAAAUUUUCCCCAAACCCUGAUUCCACUCUCAAUUGUCUUCUUCCUCAUUUUCCUAUUUAACAAAACUCAAUUUCUCAUUUCGAAUUCCUCAAACUGAGUUUUGUUCAUAGAGGUUAUCGAUUAUCAAGUUGAGUUCAGAAUUUCGAUUCACCGGAGCUAUGUCACUGAGGCCGAACUCGAGAACGGAGGCUCGCCGGAGCAGGUACAAAGUUGCCGUCGAUGCGGAGGAAGGACGUAGAAGAAGGGAAGAUAACAUGGUUGAGAUCCGGAAGAAUAAAAGAGAAGAGAAUUUGCUUAAGAAGCGUCGUGAAGGUUUACUACAAGCUCAGCAGUUUCCUAGCACUGCUGCUGUUUCUCACCUUGAUAAGAAGCUGGAGACUCUUCCUGAAUUGAUUGCUGGGGUUUGGUCUGAUGACAGCAGUUUGCAACUUGAAUGUACAACACAAUUCCGGAAACUGCUUUCAAUUGAACGCAAUCCUCCUAUAGAGGAAGUGAUACAGUCUGGGGUAGUUCCUCGCUUUGUUGAAUUUCUUGCUCGAGAUGACUAUCCUCAACUGCAGUUUGAGGCAGCGUGGGCUCUUACAAAUAUUGCAUCUGGUACAUCAGAAAAUACUAAAGUUGUGAUUGAUUAUGGUUCUGUCCCAAUUUUCAUCAGACUUCUAAGUUCACCAAGUGAUGAUGUCCGUGAACAGGUUGGGGUUACGGGAAGGAGUAAUGGGGGAGAGAAUUACAAAGUGGAAAAUCAAACCCUCACUGCCAAGAUGAAAGUUCAAGCAGUUUGGGCUUUGGGAAAUAUUGCUGGUGACUCGCCCAAGUAUCGUGACCUUGUGCUUGGCCAUGGAGCUUUAGCGGCAUUGCUGGCACAAUUUAAUGAUCAGGCAAAGCUAUCUAUGUUGAGAAAUGCUACCUGGACAUUGUCAAACUUCUGUAGGGGAAAACCUCAGCCACUGUUCGAGCAGACAAAAGCGGCACUCCCCACUCUUGGUCGCCUUAUCCACUCAAAUGAUGAAGAAGUCUUGACAGAUGCAUGCUGGGCUCUUUCAUACCUUUCUGAUGGAACUAAUGAUAAAAUCCAGGCUGUUAUUGAAGCUGGAGUGUGUUCCCGCCUUGUUGAGCUGCUACUUCAUUCUUCACCAUCUGUUCUCAUUCCUGCCUUGCGCACUGUUGGUAACAUAGUCACAGGAGACGAUAUCCAAACUCAGGUUAUGAUUGACCAUCAUGCUCUUCCCUGCCUUGUUAACCUGUUGACGCAAAAUUACAAAAAAAGCAUUAAAAAAGAAGCUUGUUGGACAAUCUCGAACAUUACAGCUGGAAAUAGAAAUCAAAUUCAGAUUGUGAUUGAGGCUGGCAUUAUUGCCCCUCUUGUAUAUCUGCUUCAAAAUGCUGAAUUUGAGAUAAAGAAAGAGGCUGCUUGGGCAAUUUCAAAUGCUACGUCCGGUGGAAAUCAUGAUCAAAUCAAGUUCUUGGUGAGCCAAGGUUGUAUAAAACCAUUGUGUGAUCUUCUGGUAUGUCCUGACCCAAGAAUUGUCACUGUCUGUUUGGAAGGGCUUGAGAAUAUUCUGAAGAUUGGGGAAGCUGAUAAGGAUCUAGGUAACACAGAAGGCGUGAAUGCUUAUGCCCAGUUAAUCGACGAGGCUGAAGGUCUAGAAAAGAUUGAAAACCUCCAAAGCCAUGACAACACUGAAAUCUAUGAGAAAGCAGUGAAGAUCCUCGAAACUUAUUGGUUGGAGGAGGAAGAUGUGCCGGUUUCAUUAAUUGAAGAUCAAUUCGAAUUUGGAGGGGCCGAUAUAUCUCUUCCAUCGGGAGGAUUUAACUUCAGUUGAUGGGGUUUGGCUAGCAGGUCAGUGAGUGGUUUUAAAUUGGAGAAACAUCCUGCUCUUUAAACAUGUGUAGAGAGAGUUGUCAUCUACUUGGGGGAGGAUCGGAUUUUUACAUAUAUUUUCUCUAUUUAUUGAUGGAGUUGGUGUUGUAUAAGUUACCUUUUCCCCUAGACUAGACUAUUGGUGGUGGUGGAUAUUAUAUAUAUAUAUGUGUAUACAUGUUAAUGUACAAGUCAUACCUGGGCUCUCCAUGACAUUAUUUGGUGUAAACAUAUACUUGUUUCCAUCUUUUUGUACCCUUAUAUGGCUUGUUUCCAUCUCUGUACCCUCAUUUGGCAUUAUCAUAGUAGUUGCUUUCUGGCUUAAGAAGAGAUACUUCAUUUA